CGGGUCACAGGGCUUGAUGGAUGCCUGCUCCACUGCUUUGUUUUUCUUGCUGCUGUUGUAACUGAGGGACUUUUGGGGUUUUAUAUUCAGUAGUUUAUGGGAUUCCACUGAUAAAGGCAUACAUACUUUGGUGUCUUUCUCUUCUCCGAGCCUCUUGUGGGCGUUUAUUUUUGCAACUAUCAAGCAUCCGCCCCGGUCUGGACACAGCACUCUUUCAUUCUUUCAUUACAGCGUGCCCUGGACCCUCAUGUUCAUACCCCUCCUAAAGGGGGGACGGAGUGGGAGAAAUAUGAUCCUCUUUUUUGUGGUGUGUUUAGGGCAGCGGCAGCAACAGUGUGUGGUUUCCAUGGAAAAGACUGGAGAAACAUGGCACCAGGGGCCUGUGUGAAUACUCUACCCCAAGUGAAUUUGAAGCCCUUUAGCGUAGCUCUGCAAGCUCCACCCUGGAACUCCUUGUUCAGAAUCUUCGCAUGCGUUUCCACGAGGAGCGUGCACGUGAUUAAAGAGGUCCCCACAUUUCAAGAGAAGACGAAAGCCUUACUUGGAAAUCUUAUGGACGAAGAAAUGAGUCGCCAGACUGCCACCGCGCUGCCCACAGGAACCUCCAAGUGCCCCCCCUCCCAGCGCGUGCCCACCCUGACAGGCACCACAGCCUCCAACAGUGACCUGGCCAGUCUGUUUGAGUGUCCGGUCUGCUUCGACUAUGUUCUGCCCCCCAUCCUGCAGUGCCAGUCGGGACAUCUGGUAUGCUCCAACUGCCGGCCAAAGCUCACCUGCUGCCCGACCUGUCGAGGUCCGCUGGGCUCCAUCAGGAACCUGGCCAUGGAGAAGGUAGCAAACUCGGUCCUCUUCCCCUGUAAGUACGCCUCGUCGGGCUGCGAAGUCACCCUGCCCCACACCGACAAGACAGAGCACGAAGAGCUGUGUGAGUUCCGGCCGUACUCCUGCCCGUGUCCCGGCGCCUCCUGCAAGUGGCAGGGCUCGCUGGACGCCGUCAUGCCUCACCUGAUGCACCAGCACAAAUCCAUCACCACGCUGCAGGGCGAGGACAUCGUGUUCCUGGCCACGGACAUCAACCUCCCCGGCGCCGUGGACUGGGUGAUGAUGCAGUCGUGCUUCGGCUUCCACUUCAUGCUGGUGCUGGAGAAGCAGGAGAAGUACGACGGCCACCAGCAGUUCUUCGCCAUCGUGCAGCUCAUCGGAACGCGCAAGCAGGCCGAGAACUUCGCCUACCGGCUAGAGCUCAACGGGCACCGGCGCCGCCUCACCUGGGAGGCCACGCCCCGCUCCAUCCACGAGGGCAUCGCCACAGCCAUCAUGAACAGCGACUGCCUGGUGUUCGACACGUCCAUCGCACAGCUGUUUGCGGAAAACGGCAACCUGGGCAUAAACGUCACCAUCUCCAUGUGCUAAAGGUCAAAGAAGGUCAAAACAGUUACAGAUCGUUGGGGCAUUUUUUUUCUUUUCCCCCCUUUUUUUUUUUUUUAGAUCAGGUCGGAUCAGUCGUGACCUCACAGCGCCCUCCUCCCUCUCUCUCUCUGCCACGCCCCCUUAGAGACGUGGAACUGGACUGUCUGAACGGGCAGCCAUGGAGGCUCAGGGGCGGGUGGGAUGGAUGAAUGAUGGAUGAAUGGGUGAGUGGCAACUUAUGUGUAAUGACGGUUAUAGACGCACGUGUAAACAAGCGCGAGGCGAACGUUGGUCGUCUCGCCUUCUCUUCGCCGUUUAAAGAAAAAAAAACAAAGUACGGACACAAACUGAGAAGCUGUUCAGUCAAACUCGCUCUUCAAACUCUCGGAACGAUCGUCCACCGCGUUCAUUUUUCACGUCUUUCUCCUCUCUCUCUCUCUCUCUCUCUCUCGCUCUGUCUGUC
This is a messenger RNA of Solea senegalensis (Senegalese sole), 1873 nucleotides long. RefSeq names its product siah E3 ubiquitin protein ligase 1 (gene siah1). The coding region runs from base 367 to 1413 and encodes 348 amino acids. NCBI's taxonomy places the organism in Eukaryota, Metazoa, Chordata, Actinopteri, Pleuronectiformes, Soleidae. The transcript has 5 exons. Gene Ontology annotation, molecular function: ubiquitin conjugating enzyme binding; ubiquitin protein ligase activity; zinc ion binding. The record is from RefSeq and is a predicted model, not a curated record. Gene Ontology annotation, biological process: proteasome-mediated ubiquitin-dependent protein catabolic process; multicellular organism development. Gene Ontology annotation, cellular component: cytoplasm.